AUGCACCCUGGCCUGUACCCUGGCCUGUGGCCGCCGCUGGAGCCGGCUGCCGGCCGGCCGCCGCCGCUCAUCAGCCCGCCGUCCCGGUCCCCGCCGGGGCCGCCGGGGCCGCCGGGGGGUCUGCUGAGCCCGGCUGGCCUGCAGGCGGCGCUGCUGGCCCAGCUCAGCGCCCAGCACGCCAGCCAGCUGCAGUACCAGCGCGCGCUGCUGGCCUGGGCGCGCCUGGUGGCCGGCGGCCUGCCGGAGGCGGCGGCGGCGCCCGGCGGCGGCAGCUGCUCCCCCACCGCCAGCAGCGGCUCCCCGCCGCGCUCCGACGGCUCCCCGCCGGCCCGACCCGCGCGCAGGACCGCCCCGCGCGCCAAAAUCUUCGCCUGCCCCCUCUGCGGCCGCAGCUUCGGCUACAAGCACGUGCUGCAGAACCACGUGCGCACCCACACCGGAGAGAAGCCGUUCCAGUGCCCUGAGUGUCAGAAGAGGUUCACGCGCGACCACCAUCUCAAGACGCACAUGCGGCUGCACACGGGCGAGCGGCCGUACCAGUGCGUGCAUUGCGCGCGCCGGUUCGUUCAGGUGGCCAACCUGCGGCGUCACCUGCGCGUGCACACGGGCGAGCGGCCCUACUCGUGCCGCCACUGCCCGGGCCGCUUCUCCGACAGUAACCAGCUGCGCACCCACGAGAUGACGCACACCGGCCGGCGGCCGUUCGCCUGCUCCGACUGCGGCGCCCAGUUCCGCCGGCGGCAGCAGCUGCUGCUGCACCGCUGUCCCGCCGCGACUGCGGCCGGGCAGACACCAGCGGAACGGGAGGACGACGGGCCCGCCACGGCGGCGGCGCUGGCCACGCUGGCAGCCCUGAAAACGGAGCUGGAGCCGGCGGUGAAGACGGAGCCGCAGCUGGAGCCGGUGACGGGCCCGGGGUCCGCUCCGGUGGCCGGGUUCUCCUUCAGUCUGGAGACGGGACUGAGGCCUCUCCCGGCCGGCCCCAGUCAGACGGGACUGAGGCCGCUGCCAGCCGGUCCCAGUCAGACGGGACUGAGGCCGCUCCCGGCCGGGCCCAGUCAGACGGGACUGAGGCCGCUGCCACCCGGUCCCAGUCAGACGGAGCCGGAGGACCUCAGCGUGUCGGCCGCCGGCCGCCGGCCGUCCGGGAUGGCCCCGCCCGGCCUCCGGUGGCUGUCCGGCUCCGGGGGUCCCGGAGACGCACCGGGAGCGGGGCAGGUCGGCGGCGAGUCCGUCCCGCCGUGGGGCUUACAGCAGCGCUACGACUCCCGAUCCGAGUCGGAGGGCAGCCGGAGGCCGUCCACCUCCUCACAGGACCUGCCCUCGGUCGUCUGGCCGCCACCGCGCCACGACCAGCCCGUCCAGCAGGUGAUGAUGUCUUCCGAGCGGGGGUGGCUGCGGCCGGCCCUCUCCCCAGCUCCGACGGCCCCGACCGGCGCUAGGAGACGGAAGCGACGUAGACAGACGCAGGCGGAGCCUCCCCGCACUCCGUGGGAUCUGUCGCAGACCACCGGCCGGGGUAUCUCGGAGGAGAGCAGUGCCGUCCCGCUGCGGCGAGUCAGUCAGCUCGACCAGCCGAGCUCCGGCGAGGGAGAGCGGGAGAGCGUGGCUGAAGUCGAGGACGCCCGGCACAGGCCGGUGGAGGCGCCCGGGCCGCCGGGGCGGGACCGGCGGACGCUGCCGCCGCUGGUGCCGCUGUGGGCUCCUCAGCAGACCUCCGGCGCUCCUCACACAGCGGAGGAGGACCGUCGGAGGACGGAGGACGGUCAGAGGACGGAGGACCGGCGGAGGAAGAGCGAGGAGACGGGCAGUGCGCUGCUGCAGAUGCUGACCGUGUCGGGGUCACCGCCGGCGGCUGAGCGGCCGAGGGACCGCGAGCACACCGCCCGGGGGCACCGGGCGCCUCCACCGCUCACGGCGCUGGAGCUGGGGGACUGCAGGCGCGAGCGGGGCCGCGGACUCCCGGACGGGGGUCCCCACUGGAGAGCAGCCGAGGUCGAGCGUCACCCGGUUGAUAUCUUCAAGUUUCGUGAGAAAGACAACGCCGAUGUGCAGAUAUUGGAUGGCGUCAGGGGUUAGCUCUAUAAAUCCCGUAAAGGGUUGUACUACGUACAAAUGAAGCCAGUUUUAGAGUCAACAGCUCCGAACUGAAGUCAUAACUUACGGGUAUUUUAACGUGGUUGUGUACUGUUAAUAGUUCUGGUGAAUAUUUAGGAGGGAUUUCUCGUCAGGCCAGUCGGUGAUGCAUGCUGAACCCACGGCAUCACGGUAUGGCUAGUUGAAAGGUAUGCGUUUUCCGCUCCGGUUGGAUAAGCUGCCGGAACACGGUCGCAUGUGUUUAUUAUACCACAAUAACCUCGCUUAACCAAAACCUGAGCGGUU
Messenger RNA from Amphibalanus amphitrite, 2382 nucleotides. Its product is annotated as zinc finger protein 628-like. The record is from RefSeq and is a predicted model, not a curated record. The transcript is spliced from 2 exons. Gene Ontology annotation, cellular component: nucleus. NCBI's taxonomy places the organism in Eukaryota, Metazoa, Arthropoda, Thecostraca, Balanomorpha, Balanidae. The coding region runs from base 1 to 2079 and encodes 692 amino acids.